Molecule: messenger RNA, 714 nt
Organism: Penicillium argentinense
Lineage: Eukaryota; Fungi; Ascomycota; Eurotiomycetes; Eurotiales; Aspergillaceae
Product: GNAT family N-acetyltransferase
Exons: 3
Coding region: 1-714 (237 amino acids)
Molecular function (GO): acyltransferase activity, transferring groups other than amino-acyl groups
Source: RefSeq, a predicted model, not a curated record
AUGGCGAUCGAAAUCGUUGAUUUGACCGAGGCCGAUAUCCCCGGUGCGAUCCAAGUCAUCCAGCAGGCCUUCGCAGACGAUCCGUAUUUCAAGUGGGUGUUCGAUGCGGAGACGAUCUGGGAGAGCCCUGCACAGUUCAACAAGCAACGAAACCAUGACUCGCUCGCUGCUCGCUGCCGAUGGGGCAUCAACAACGCAAUUUUCCAGGUAGCCAAAGAGACCGCGGAAAAGGACUCUUCAGAGUCAUUCCCUAUCCUCGGAGUCUCCUGUUGGAUGGCACCGCAUGACGCAUCGCAGCCAGAGAGCUGGUAUGCGUGGUACCAAGGCUGGGUACUUUCCUUCGGCCAGUUUCUCAACAACGUGCGAUAUCUCGGCCAUGGCGGGCUACGCACGAACCGAUAUUGGAUCUGGAAGGAGCGCCAGCAAGAAGCACAAUCCCAGAUCUGGGAUGACCCCCGUGGAUACUAUUUCUGCAAUAUCGUGGCUGUCAGCCCCGAGGCGCAGGGAAGGGGGAUCGGGAAACUCCUCUUCGAGACGAUUACGAAGCGUGCGGAUGAAGAGGGGGUCAAGUGCUAUCUGGAGAGCUCGAAAAACGUGCCGAAUGUGCAGAUCUACGAGCGGAUUGGGUUUGAAAUGAAGAGUGAGAUGGAGUGUCGCGAUGGGGAUGAUGCUUGUAUGCUUUACUGCAUGGUUCGCAACCCCAAGGCCGAGUGA